This is a messenger RNA of Hyaena hyaena (striped hyena), 1092 nucleotides long. RefSeq names its product proteasome 26S subunit, non-ATPase 9 (gene PSMD9). Gene Ontology annotation, molecular function: protein binding. NCBI's taxonomy places the organism in Eukaryota, Metazoa, Chordata, Mammalia, Carnivora, Hyaenidae. Gene Ontology annotation, biological process: proteasome regulatory particle assembly. Gene Ontology annotation, cellular component: nucleus; cytoplasm. The record is from RefSeq and is a predicted model, not a curated record. The coding region runs from base 73 to 744 and encodes 223 amino acids. The transcript has 6 exons.
GUAGUCUCCUCCGGCGUCCGCAGCCAGGAAGCCAGGAACCCUGGUGUCCCCGAUACGGCGGGGAGGUGCAGGAUGUCGGAGGAGCAAAGUAGGCAGAGCGAAGGGUCCUCUCAGGCUGGCGCAGUGAAUGUCAGCGACAUCCAGGAGCUGAUACGGCGCAAGGAGGAGAUCGAGGCGCAGAUCAAAGCCAAUUAUGAAGUGCUGGAAAGCCAAAAAGGCAUUGGGAUGAGCGAGCCGCUGGUGGACUGCGAGGGGUACCCCCGCUCAGAUGUGGACCUGUACCAAGUCCGAACUGCAAGGCACAACAUCGUCUGCCUGCAGAACGAUCACAAGGCGGUCAUGAAGCAGGUGGAAGAGGCCUUGCACCAGCUGCACGCUCGAGACAAGGAGAAGCAGGCCCGGGACAUGGCUGAGGCCCACGAAGAGGCCACGAGCCGCAGCCUGGGCCAGAGCGAGGGCCUCCGCCUGCCUCGGGCCUUCGCCAAGGUGAACAGUAUCAGCCCUGGCUCCCCCGCCAGUAUCGCGGGUCUGCAAGUGGAUGAUGAGAUUGUGGAGUUUGGCUCCGUGAACACCCAGAACUUCCAGUCUCUGCAUAACAUUGGCAGUGUGGUGCAGCACAGUGAGGGGAAGCCCCUGAAUGUGACUGUGAUCCGCAGAGGGGAGAAGCACCAGCUUAGACUUGUCCCGACCCGCUGGGCAGGAAAAGGACUCCUAGGCUGCAAUAUUAUUCCUUUGCAGAGAUGAUUGUCCCUGGGGAACAGUAAUAGGAAAACAUCUUCCCUUGCCCUGGGUUUGGGUCUGGUGAGGAUUUCUUCCUUCUCUUCUCUCCCCGAAGCUUAAGGAUCUGGAAGAGGCUGGAAGCCUGAACUGGGUGGUGGAAACAGUGUGACCUCCCAGCAUGAUCUCUUGGGAUUAAGACACUGUUAACUUGAUUUGUACUUGGCAUCUUUUGCAAAUUAGGCCAUGAUCCUAAAUGGGAGCCGUCUGGGUUGUGGGGAAAUGGGCGGGAGUUUUUCUGGCAGGUGCUGAUAUGUCUUUAUUCUUUUAGGACUUUCCCCCCCAAAUAAACACAGGUUUAUUGUACUGAUAUGA